This is a messenger RNA of Coffea eugenioides, 1272 nucleotides long. RefSeq lists its product as uncharacterized. Bases 275 to 1033 code for a protein of 252 amino acids. The transcript has a single exon. NCBI's taxonomy places the organism in Eukaryota, Viridiplantae, Streptophyta, Magnoliopsida, Gentianales, Rubiaceae. The record is from RefSeq and is a predicted model, not a curated record.
CCAAGCCCUUUCCAUUAUUUGUAUGAUCAUUUUUAACCCAUCAUACAUUGCCACCCCUAUACCAAAACCCAUAAAAAGCAUUUUCUUGCUACAGUCCCAUCCACCCCACACUCGCUCACAAGAUAUCAAUGCAUGGGAUGGAUUUAAGUCUCGUCAAUCACGUAAUCUAAUUCUCUUCCUCUCUCAACCGAAUCCCAUUACUUCCAAGUCCCCAAGUCUGAUCUCUUUAGUGCUAGCAUCCAUCAAAUUCUUGCUAUAGAUAAAGGCAAUUCAAAUGAUCAGAUCCUUUCCCCGUCAAAAUUUCCCCCUGAAAACAACAAUGUCAUUCCUAGGAAAAACAAUUUCCUCUCUCGUCAACGACCCAUUAUUCUCCACCAUCAUCACUCUCUGCAUUCUAAUUUUCCUCUACUUCCCGACUCUUUUCCUCUCCAUCAUCUUCUCCCCGGUCCUAAUUUCCACCUCAAUUCUCUUACUUUCCCUUCUUCGACUGGGCGCAAUCCAGAGAACCAUAACCUCCCAAGAGGAAACUUUAAAGGAAAAUGAUCCCAUUUCUGCGGAAUUCAGUGUCACCCAUGAUGAUGACCAUCAUGUUGAUCGCGGAUGGGUCUCCUCCAAAUCCAAGGAAAGCUCCGAAAAUGGAUUGGGUCCAGACUUUUGCAACAUGCCGACGUCGUUUCGUACUGAUUCCUUCGUUGAGUGGGACGUCGGGGCGCCACUGGAGGUGAUAUAUGAGGAGUAUGAAGGUCAAGAAGACGAUGAGGACGACGUUUUGGAGGGAAAAAGAGAUGCCCAGAUGGCCGUUAUUGAGAGGUACGCAUCCCUGUCGAAGUUUUACCCGGAAACCGACGAUUCGGAUAGCUCCUCGGAUGAGGAUUUUCCGGCGAUCAGAGAUUGGGACCCGCAGGAGAAUAUGUGUUUCCGGUGGGAAGGGGAGGAUAGAGAUGGGCUGAUAGAGAUCAAACUGGAAGGGAAGGGGUAUAGUGAUGGUGAAGAAGAGAAUCUAAUUGAGAUCGAUCUUUCUCCAGCGAUGUGAUGGGCUUCCCGGCGGAAAAUCAAAAGGUUUUCCGAUGAGGUUUAGAUACAAUUAUUAACCUUGAUCAACGCAAAAUAGAUACGACUUACGAGUAGUAUAAGUAGGAUUUAGAGGGUUUUGGGUAAAUACUGUUGUAUAAGAUCAUUGUUAAGAGUGCUUUACUGUUAACGAGGGGGCUGUGAAUGACUAAUAUGCCCUUAGCUUUUUGAGAAAUGAAAAGGGCUCUUCAUCCUUCUUUC